Messenger RNA from Suillus subalutaceus, 1658 nucleotides. Its product is annotated as major facilitator superfamily domain-containing protein. Gene Ontology annotation, cellular component: fungal-type vacuole membrane. The transcript has 15 exons. Gene Ontology annotation, biological process: transmembrane transport. The record is from RefSeq and is a predicted model, not a curated record. Gene Ontology annotation, molecular function: transmembrane transporter activity. Bases 114 to 1538 code for a protein of 474 amino acids. Lineage: Eukaryota; Fungi; Basidiomycota; Agaricomycetes; Boletales; Suillaceae.
GCGUCACAUGUUACUCCUAGUCUACGGCAUGCACAUGAUAAAAUGAUCGGAGUCGAGGGCUCAGACCUCCAUGUAUAUGUACAGCUCCUGCUGUCACUUAUCUCAGCACACGAAUGACAGUCGACACCAAACCUCAAACUUUUUUUGCAGGACCCCCGGCUGCACAAGAGCACAAAGAGGGGUCAGAGGAGCUGGGAGUUGAAUACCCAGUCUCCGAGGAAUCCGAUCUUCCUUUGGUCGUGCAAGAGUUUCCAGAAGGUGGUCUUGCCGCUUGGUCCACUGCUUUUGGAUCGCGUCUUAUACUGUUCUGCAGUUUGGGUUACACCUCUUCAUUUGGUGUCUAUCGAGACUUCUAUACUGAGCAUUACCUCACACAUGAGACGUCAUUUGCUAUUUCAUUCAUCGGGAGCUUCAAUGGGUCUUUAGGCAGCACUCUGCGCCUUAUAUCAGGCUCACUAUAUGAUCGAGGUUAUUUUUACCAUCUUGUCAUUACCGGAUCGCUUCUGCAGAGUUUCUCUCUCUUCAUGCUGUCACUGGCGAAGCCCAAUCAGUACUUCCAGGUAUUCCUUACUCAUGGCUUAGGCUCAGGUAUCGCAUUGGGGCUACUGCACGUCCCGAGCCUAGCUAUUGUCUCGCAUUAUUUCAAACGGAGACGCACGCUAGUGAUGACGUUUGCUACUUUGGGCUCAUUGAUGGGUGCUAUCGUUUAUUCAAUUAUGCUUAAUAACCUCCUCAAUGGACGCGUUGGUUUUGCCAAUGGCGUGCGUGCAAGUGCAGGGUUGACCAGUGUUCUCCUUUUGGUUGCAUACUUGUGUAUGCGAACUCGUCUUGAUUCGCCCACGACACCAGUGAACUAUAUUGCGGCAGCUAAAAAAUGUCUUCGUGAUGUUCCGUUUAUUUUCGCGAUAGUAAGGGCGUUUCUUUUCCUGAUUGGCCUUUACUACCCGACAUCUUUUCUUCAACUCGACUCUAUGAAACACGGUAUCGACACUACCUUUUUGUUUUACUCUCUUGUGAUUGUAAAUGCGUCCAGUUCUGUGGGACGAGUUACAGCAGGGUAUAUCGCAGCGUUUACAGGAGUACUAAACUUAAUCGUGAUUGCGGCAAUUUCGUGCGGAUCGCUAAUUUUGGGUAUGAUUGGAUUGGGCAGCCUGACCAGCGUUGUUAUUCUCGGAGUGCUUUUUGGCUAUUGUGCAGGGGUGUAUGACUCGAUCGUGGGUCCACUCGUGGCUACCCUAACACCCAACCCAUCUGAACUUGGUGGGUGGAUCUAUUUCUUUGUUGGUGGAUUCGGAAAUUUAAUUGGAAACCCCAUAUCCGGUGCUCUGCUUACAUCGAAAUAUAUUUGGUGGAAACCCGCUUUGUUCUCUGGGAUCGUUUCACUGGCUGGUGCCGCAAUGUACAUUUUCAUGCAGUUCAUUUACAUCAGAAGGCAGAAGAAGGAUGAAUCAACGCGAGAACGACAACGUAGUGACACAGGAUAUGUCGAAACUGUUUAUGAUGGGAAUCGGGGUACGAGCACGAAACAAGCAAACUGAGUGGCGAGGAAAGUACAAGUGAUUACCACUGCACGUCUCGUAACCAUGAUUGUAUUGUGUGGAUGAUUUGAUUCUAGAAACGCAUCAUUGCAACUUGACCCUUCUUUCUCCCACAAUUAA